Molecule: messenger RNA, 1796 nt
Organism: Zerene cesonia (dogface butterfly)
Lineage: Eukaryota; Metazoa; Arthropoda; Insecta; Lepidoptera; Pieridae
Gene: Cth
Product: cystathionine gamma-lyase
Exons: 8
Coding region: 137-1333 (398 amino acids)
Biological process (GO): transsulfuration
Cellular component (GO): cytoplasm
Molecular function (GO): cystathionine gamma-lyase activity; pyridoxal phosphate binding
Source: RefSeq, a predicted model, not a curated record
AUAGGUUGUCACUUUUCAGUUUACUCAGGUUUAGUCGAGGAGUGUGGUGCUUAUUUGUGAAUUCGUGCUUGUGUUAAAUUUCGUAUUUGAGGUUAAAUUACCGGUGCAUCUUUCAUAAAUUAUAUAUACUAUUGAGAUGGGUGAUCAAGGUUUUCUGGAGCAAAAACCCGGCUUUGCUACUAUUGCAAUUCAUGCGGGCACAAAUGCUGACAAAUGGCAAUCGAAUGCGGUGGUAACACCAAUCGUAACAUCGACCACAUUUAAACAAUCGGGACCCGCUGAAUAUGAGGAGUUUGACUAUAGCAGAUCUGGUAACCCAACGAGGAAUGCCCUCGAAGAGUGUUUAGCUGCGCUGGAUGGGGGCAAACAUGGAUUGGCCUUUGCAUCAGGGCUCGGAGCGAUCACAACCAUCGCAUCUUUGUUGAGCCGCGGUGACCAUAUUCUGUCCUGUGACGAUGUGUAUGGAGGAACUAAUAGACUCUUUAGUCACGUCCUGCUUAGACUGGGCAUAGAAGUAUCGUUCGUGGAUUUCACUAAUGUAGAAGAAAUAAAGAAAGGCUUUCAAAAGAAUACAAAGAUGCUAUGGAUAGAAACACCGACCAACCCGCUCCUGAAAGUGAUAGAUUUGGAUGUAGUAACGAAAUUAGCGAAGAGCUACAACCAAGACAUUAUAGUUGUUAUUGAUAACACUUUCCUCACGCCGUACUUGCAAAGGCCGCUUGACUUUGGCGUUGAUAUCGUCAUGUAUUCAAUAACCAAGUACAUGAAUGGACAUUCCGAUGUUAUAAUGGGCGCGGCUGUGGUCAAUGACGACGAUUUAGCGGACAGGCUUCGUUUUCUGCAAAAAUCAAUGGGUAUUGUCCCUUCGCCAAUGGACUGCUACCUAGUCAGUAGGAGUUUGAAGACCCUCGCCCUUCGCAUGGAACAACACAAGAAAUCAUCUUUAAUAAUCGCGAAGUGGCUGCACGAGCACCCUAAAAUCGUGGAAGUUUUACAUCCUGGUUUACCAACUCACCCGCAAUACAAAAUUUCACAAAAACAAAUGACGGGACAUUCUGGAACAUUCAGUUUCAAGCACAGCGGAGAUCUGAAGGAAUCGAAGACUUUCCUCACUUCCUUGAAAGUGUUCACGCUCGCCGAGAGUUUGGGCGGAUACGAAAGUUUAGCUGAAUUACCAUCUCUCAUGACGCAUGCGUCAGUGCCAGAGGAACAGAGAACAAAAUUGGGGAUAACUCACAGCCUCAUCAGACUGUCAGUCGGCUUAGAAGAUGUAGACGACUUGAUUAAGGACCUAGACCAAGCCCUGAAUCGAGCUUUUGAUCUAAAAAAUUAAAUAAUUUAUUAAGACAUAUAAUAUCAUCAUUUAUCAAUGCUGUAUCACAAUUUUAUCUAGUAUUUAUUUUGUCUGAUUUAUUUUUUUAAUUUUAUUUCCUAUGUUAAUUUAAUGGUGGAAUGUGUUUAUUUUACACACCUUAUAAGAAUAUUUACAAUAGAGUUCCUAUAUUUUAUAUACUUGAAUAUGUGUAAACAGUAACACAUUCUGAUAAUCUUGAACCAGACCUUUCUUCGUUUUACAAAGCAUUCACGUUAUUAUUGUGUUAAUGAAGUAUUUUUAUACAAAUACAUUUGCAUAGAUAACGGGUGGGUUGGGUUAAACAUGUGCAUUUUUAGGAUAAUUAUAUGAAUAUCAUUUCCACUUAGACUUUCGACGGCUUUGACAAUUUUAGCGUUAUUUUGAAUUUUUAUUUUUUUCAUUAAACGUUACAUAGUAUAAUAUGAAAUAAAUAAUUACGUUA